GGAUUCCGCGUCCUUGGGUGGUGGUGAUCCCCCUGUCUCCCGACUGGCCUCCUGGCUCUGGCUUGCGAUCGCAUCUCCCACCGAGGAAUCUCUUUCCCAUCGCACCGAGAGCCUCCACCAUUUCUGAUAUUCUGCGUCUGUUCAUCCUCGUCUCGACUCAGCACCGGCUCGGAACAGUGCCCAGAUGCUACAUGCUAUUGCCGCUGCCGUGGGCACCAUCGUCGUGCUGUUCGCCUUCCUAUGGCUUGGCAAUCGAUGCCAUCUCUUGGGCUUUCGAUACCCGCCACAUGGGGCCAUCAGCUUCAGUCUCUCGAUGAAUAUUUGCUUACCCAUGGAGGGCCGUUCAAGCGGUUCAACUGAAGACUUUGAGCGAUUCCUCGAAGAUCACGAUUUGAUGGCGGAGUGUCCGGUGCUUAUAGCUGCCGGAUUCACGAACGCCAGAUUGGUGCUCUUGAUGACAGAGGACGAGAUGAGGGCCAUCGGGCUGACCGUUGGUGCUAUGAAGAAAGUCAAGCUGGCACAAACCAACCCAUCGACAUUGCACAUUUGUCUUCCCACCACGGAGUCUGGCCGCCUUGCCAAUAUCGAAUCCAGGGACACAUUCGACGAGUUUCUGGCCGAAUGGGGAUUGGAAAAGUCCAGAGCCGUGUUGGUCGAGAGCGACUUCGACACCAUCGAUGCUGUUUUGGCAAUGUCUCGAGGAGACAUGGCCCAGAUUGGACUCAAAAUUGGCGCUCGAAGAAAGAUCAGGGUCGCCCAAGGAGCCCUUCGAGCCCACGAGAUCGCUCACUCGAAACAGUGUGUCUCCCGCGGCAACGCCGCUCUGCCUGAGAUUCGCCUGACCAACCGGGGUCGCAAACGAGGCUCAUCUCCUUCCAUGACAGCGUCGCCGGCAUGGAAUCCAAAUGAAGAGCCGACACCAAAGCUCCAGCACACUUCAGCUAAACCGAGCAUCACAGAGGAUGGCACGAGCGAGGAGGUCGUGGCCGAUGCAAAGUUUAACCGUGAGCAAGAUCCCGAGCCGAAAUACUUUGGCCCUGAGCACUAUACACCUGCCGAGAUCAUUCCCGACUGGGAAUGUCGCCUUGAAUGUCAGAGGCACGAUGUUUUCAUCAGCUACCGGGUUGCAAGCGAAAGCGACAAGGCAAAUCUGUUGCUUAGUGCGCUCAUAUCCAACAAGAGAAGCCAGAGUUCCCUCCAUCCCUAUCUCGACCAUUUGUGCCUUUGUAAUGGGCAAAAUUGGGAGGAUGGCUUCAUCAACGGGCUGCAUCGUUCUCCUGUGAUUGUGCUAUUGUUGUCCGAAGAGGGGCUGAAACGCACCCUGAAGGCGCACCUCUACGCCGACAAUCAAUUCCUUGAGGUUCAACACGCCUUGAAGCUCAUCAAAGACCCAGAAACGAGGAAGUUUGUAAUAUUGCAGCCAAUAUUCAUUUGGUGAACAGUCCGCGUGGGAGAUGGGCUAUUUUCAAGGAAAUAUUUUCCGGAUCCAAAAGACUUUCCCGACUAUCCUCCUCUCCAUAAGAGCAGUCCCUUGUUUGACGGACGUCCGAUGACGAUUCGUAGGACAUUUAAUGAGCUCUUGAAGCUCCAAGCACUCGAUGCUGUCGAUGGAAAUGCUCUCAAGAGGUAAGUCGGGUGAGGAACAAGAGGCA
This is a messenger RNA of Polychytrium aggregatum, 1652 nucleotides long. RefSeq lists its product as uncharacterized. The record is from RefSeq and is a predicted model, not a curated record. Bases 185 to 1438 code for a protein of 417 amino acids. NCBI's taxonomy places the organism in Eukaryota, Fungi, Chytridiomycota, Chytridiomycetes, Polychytriales. The transcript has 6 exons.